GGAGCUGAAGCAGCCAUAAAGGAGGCUCCACACUCAGCCGCCUGGAAGGAAUUAGGCAGCAGCAACAGAGAGACUUUUGGCCACUUACUUCUCUGUGCUCUGUGAAACCUGGAUGCUUGCGUGGGCAAACUCUAGAAGUACUUAUCUUCAUGCCACUUUUACAAACAAACAAACAAAUGAUUCUGAUUCCUACAGAGUCAUUGCUGGAAAACUUUUUUUAAUUUACUGAACGAUUUGGUGGCUUUUUUUGUAACUUGUAAAAACUUUUAAAAAAUGAAUGAAACUGCCAGAAGUUGAUGGAGAAAAGUAUUUUUUUGUUUUUUCAUAGUUAAUGCUUUAUUCAUACUUUUUUACAUGAAUGAUGCCAAAGAUGACUGACGUUGAUGUUUGUACACAUGAGAAGUUGUGUAGUUGAUGACUGCAAAUAGACUGUUAGAAACUAGUUGAGGACGAGCAGUCUGGGAUUUUCUUUUUUUCAUCCUCCUUAGCCAAUUUAGAGGAACGUGCUUAAAAUGUGUUAUUUUGAAUGCGGAUCAAUGUCAGCGGAUUGAUGAGCUUCACCACUACGCAAGUGUCCUCUGAAACUGCGUUGAGAAUUUUUGUCCCUGUGGAUCAUCACCAGAGCUGCCGGAGCUGACCGCAUCCUUCCUCAAGGACGAACCAGAGGACCACAGCUGCUUCAAGAUGAAGUGUCAGAGGGUCCUCACCUACCUUCGGAUACUUGGCACCACCAUGUUCGGCGUGUCCCUCCUGGUGGGCAUCUCCACGGCCUACAUCAUGGGCUACCAGUUCUUCCAAACAGCUCACAACCACCUGUCCUUCGGCCUCUAUGGCGCCAUCUUAGUCGUCCACCUCGUCAUCCAGAGCCUCUUUGCGCUCUUAGAACACCGAAACAUGCGGCGGUCCUUGGAGACGCCGAUCAAACUGAACAAGUCCUUGGCCUUGUGCAUUGCGGCGUAUCAAGAGGACCCAAACUACCUGAGGAAAUGCCUGGUGUCGGUGAAGAGACUGACGUACCCGGGGAUCAAGGUGAUCAUGGUGAUUGACGGGAACAACGACGAUGACUUGUACAUGAUGGAUAUAUUCAAAGAGACCAUGGGACGGGACAAAUCGGCCACGUACAUCUGGCGGAGUAACUUUCACAGCCAGGAGCCCGGCGAGACGGACGAGGCUUACGCAGAGAGCAUGCAGCAGGUCACCAGAUUGGUCCUCAACAACAAGUGUGUGUGCAUCAUGCAGAAGUGGGGAGGGAAGAGAGAGGUCAUGUACACAGCCUUCAAAGCACUGGGGCGAAGCAUGGACUACGUUCAAGUGUGUGACUCCGACACUAUGUUGGACCCGGCAUCGUCGGUGGAGAUGGUGAAGGUCCUGGAGGAAGACCCUAUGGUGGGAGGCGUUGGAGGAGAUGUGCAGAUUCUAAACAAGUACGAGUCUUGGAUCUCCUUCCUGAGCAGUGUGCGGUACUGGAUGGCCUUCAACAUUGAGCGGGCCUGCCAGUCCUACUUUGGUUGUGUGCAGUGCAUCAGCGGGCCUCUGGGAAUGUACCGGAACUCCAUCCUGCACGAGUUCAUCGAGGACUGGUACAAUCAGACUUUCAUGGGAUCCCACUGCAGCUUUGGGGAUGACCGCCAUCUCACUAACAGGGUCCUAAGCCUCGGGUACGCAACAAAAUAUACCGCUCGAUCAAAGUGCCUCACUGAGACGCCAGUCACGUACCUUCGCUGGCUCAAUCAACAAACCCGAUGGAGCAAGUCCUAUUUCAGAGAAUGGCUCUACAACUCCAUGUGGUUUCACAAGCACCACCUGUGGAUGACUUACGAGGCCGUGAUCACUGGCUUCUUCCCGUUCUUCCUCAUCGCCACGGCGAUCCAACUAUUUUACCAAGGAAGGCUCUGGAAUAUUUUAUUGUUUCUGCUGAUUGUGCAGGCUGUGGCACUGAUCAAGGCCUCGUUUGCUAGCUGCCUCAGAGGUAACAUUGUCAUGGUUUUCAUGUCGUUCUACUCCGUACUUUACAUGUCGAGCCUGUUGCCGGCCAAAAUGUUUGCGAUAGCAACAAUCAACAAGUCUGGAUGGGGGACCUCGGGGAGGAAAACGGUGGUGGUGAACUUCAUUGGUCUGAUUCCAAUAUCUGUUUGGUUCACUAUCCUCUUCAUCGGGAUUAUCUAUACAGUAAUCCUGCAGACUAAAAAGCCCUUUCCCGAAUCAGAAAAGAUUGUUCUGGUCAUAGGGGCUGUCGUCUAUGCAAGCUAUUGGGUGGUACUGUUGACUUUGUACACAGUGCUCAUUAAUAAGUGUGGGAAGAGGAAGAAGGAAACAGACUAUGACAUGGUUCUGGAUGUGUAAUUUACAGAACCCUCUGUUGUGGUUGUUUGCACUCACACAAUGUUGUUCUACAAAUGUUUUUCAGAUGCAGAGCAGCUCUGGAGGCAAAAUUAGUGCAAAAUCUGAAAAUGAACCAGGGAUUUUUUCAAACUUGAAUGGCAAACAUAUAAAUGACAGGGGCUGCUUUUUUUCUCCCUGUUCCUUCAUGUCAAUAGCAUUCAUGAUCUUAUUACAGCAUGGUAGCUAAUCAGAUUUUUUAGACAUGUUUAGCUGAAGAUCAACGACUGUAAACUAUCUAGCUAAACUUGAUUAGUUAGUAUGGCAAGAUUAGAUAUAAAAAUAUUUUGCAUUUGGCAGCAAGAGUGCUAGGCUUUGUAACACUAGCUACCUCUUGCGCUUGUCAUUUUCACUGGGCCUUCGUCAUUUGCAACUCAGCCAAAGAAACUGGAAUUUGUGUUUCCACCCAUCGCGGUAAGAGCAUUUUACCUCCAGAGCAACGUUGUGUUUCCCAAAGAAACACUUGUACAUCCUGACCAUGGAAUUACGUUGGCCCCGGCACGGCGAGCCAAACAAUAGCGCCACAUGCCUUCAACUUCAAGUCUAACUAAAAUCUCUAGUCUCCUCUGUCGAUGAUUACAUUCUAAACUCUAAAGGUGGUGGGAUGGGCUACUGCCAUCACUUAUUAUGAGUUUCUAAUUCUUCUGGAUCUAAUUAACAGCUCCGGUUAGCCACUAAAGCAUUGAAAGCAAGCAGAAAAAUGCACGAGACGAUAUGAUGCAUUUAGAGAUGCUGCAAAUUCAGAGGUUUUAGCUUUGAGGGCAAAGCAUUAGGAAGAGCUGAAGUAUACAUUUGCAAAGGAAAAAGGGUCUAAAACUUUCUUUUGUUGCACUCAUAUCAUGUGGGAGGGCAACAUACGGCAAUGUAAAAAUCAAUAUCUAUGGUAGUGCAAAGGUGUUUCGUGCAGGUUGUCCUUCUUGAUUUGCUGUUUAAAAUGAAACACAGCACUCACCGCAUUAGGUGAAAAGGUGAACAGGCGACCAAAAGAGAGACGUGUACUAUUGCUGCUGUGACUGUUUUAUUUUAACAGAAUAGACAAUUUUUGUUUUUCUUUUCUUUUUUCUUUUUAUAUAUGAAUGAUGGUUAUAUUUUGUGAAAUAAAAAACACUUCUAUUGUUAAUGUAUUUCUUUCUACCAAGUUGAAUGAAAACCGCUGAUCCGACACGGUGGCCAUGUUCUAAUCCAAAGAUUUAUUGAUUGUUGCACCCAAUGUGUCCUUGAUUUCUUCCACCCCUCCCACACAGUAGCCAAAAUAGUGUGCCUGGAUCCCUCUCCUUCUUUAUAUUCUGUUGAAUAAGCUGCAAAGGAUGAAACAAAUGUGAUAGGAAUACUUUAUUCCCUGAGUAGGAUAAAAUAACUACCCGAUGACAGGAAUGUGAAUAAGGGCACUUGAUGGAAGGGAACAGCAUUUUGGAAGGAAUGUCCAGUUUUUGCUGUAGACCGGGAGCAGAAUUCUUAUGCACUUUUAUGUUCCUCCCGUCGUCCAAAUACCUCAGUGGCUCUCUUUGCAUCUAUUCAAGGCAUUAGGAUGCUGCCCAGAUGCAUUCUGAAGGUCUCAAGUAAUUUAUGAUCUUUCUGUGUUGUUAGAUAUAUUAUUUUAGACAGUUCCUUAUUAAAUAAAAGCUGGAUUUCUCCUUCUUGUCAGCCAUUUGCUGUAGCCUUCCUUGUUGCUUUGUAUUUCAAUGCAUUUUAUGUUUAGGCAUUUUCUUUGAAUUUUCUUCACUACCAAAGAUUCUUUAUUUUCACUCAAGAAUGGGAAAAUGUUUUUGGUGUACUUUUAACUGUUCUGACAAUGACUUGUGUAUCUGACCAAACAAUGUGAAAUUAUGAGCUGGGGGGUUUGUCUGCAAUAACAACAAUAAAAUGCAAUUUGUAGAGGUAAGUUAUUGAUUUCAAGGGAAAGUGAUGUGCCUGUGUUUUUCUUUUUACUUAGAGAGAAAACCAACAUAUUUCUGUAUGAUAAUUCUCUAUGAUAUUUCUCUGUAGUACACGUGUAAAAUUCCUGUGAUUCCAUUUGCCUAGAUUGCAAAAACAGUAAAAACAUUUAAAUCUAAGUUCAUCAUUAUUUAUAAUUUUUUUGAGUCUUACUGUGUUCAGCUCCUAAUACAACAAACGCUUUGGCCAAAGCACACUGACAUCCAAACAGUUGCACUGAAUAGAAUAUUCUUCAAAUGAUGUAUUUUAAAGUUGUGAAGUGCCUUGAGUGAGCGAUUACAAAACAAACUGAUUGACAUAAUACUACACACAAUAAGGAGAAGUUCUAAUCCGAGGUUGAGACAAAGACGUGAACCAUGAGUUGUCCUCACGCCGGGCUAAUCAUGGGCAGUGUUAUCAUAACGCACUUUUGUGUUGUACCAAAUGAAAAUAAAAGUGUUUUAAUUCGC
Messenger RNA from Gasterosteus aculeatus aculeatus (three-spined stickleback), 4763 nucleotides. RefSeq names its product hyaluronan synthase 2 (gene has2). Gene Ontology annotation, biological process: extracellular matrix assembly; hyaluronan biosynthetic process; polysaccharide biosynthetic process. The record is from RefSeq and is a predicted model, not a curated record. NCBI's taxonomy places the organism in Eukaryota, Metazoa, Chordata, Actinopteri, Perciformes, Gasterosteidae. Gene Ontology annotation, cellular component: plasma membrane. Gene Ontology annotation, molecular function: hyaluronan synthase activity.